AUGGUGAAGCGAAAGGCCGAAAAACAGCAAUCAGCUGGCCCUGUUAGCGCUGUCGCUGCUUUGGCAGCGCGCAGAGCUCGACAACAGCAAGCACAGAGCGCGAAUGUACCAAAGGAUGCACCACAAGGUAUUGUUGAGAGCGAGCCACCCUCAAAAAAGUCACGGCAGUCUCUCGAGGGACCUAGGGCGACUGAGACAGAGGAUCAUCGUGCUUCACGGACAAAGGCAGCAAAGAAACAAGAUGAGCCAUUGCCAGCAGAGACAACACCGGAGCGCCCAUUAAGAGUUAGCCGGCCUCAAAAAUCGGAAGUGAAGCCCGAGGUUGAGGAUACUCUGAAGCGCCCCGAAGAUAAUCAGUCUGAAAAAGACCAAGUUGAGGAUGCGGGAGAGAUGGGUGAGGAUGUUAUCGCGUCUGUUGUGGGUGAUGCCGAUGGCUAUGAAUCACCCGCAGAGACACCAGCAGAGCUUCAGAACUUCCCUCUAUCCAAGGCUCGGUUGAACAAAAGCAACAUAGUCUACAGUGAUGAAAGCACACUUUGCAUUCGCAUUAAGGAACGGACGAACCUGGCGUUGCUAGGCCAAUAUGAUCUCUGGGUCAAAAGAGGUGUUGUCAGUCUGAUGGGUGCGAAAUUACAUCCGUCCUCACAACUUCAUAGGGUUUAUGCUCCCUCAACCCACUCUUUACCAGUCAUCAAAUGUGUUGCUGGGAUUGAUGGCGACGCAGAAGUAGAGAUCAAGUCCUGCACCAGCGGUAUUUCCCGCCUCCGUGACCUCUCGCCUUUAUAUCAAAGGAUCUGGGCUGGCGAGAACACUGCUGCAGAUAAAAUCACCCUGAAAGGGGCCGCAAAAGACUCGAAGCGGAGUUUUUCAGUGUUGUAUACAUCGGCAGAUGAUUCCUUAAAUAGACAUAUCCGACCACUUCACCUUGACAGGAAAUGGAGUGCAUCAAUGAAAUCUCUCUCACAACGUGAAGGACAACUUCGGGUUCUAAUCUGUGGCCCCAAGGCAUCCGGAAAGUCUACCUUUAGUCGCUACUUGUUAAAUCACGUUCUCAGUCCGACACCCGAGACUGAGAAUGGAUAUACUAAUACCGAUGGAGUUGCUUUCCUGGAUCUAGACCCAGGCCAGCCUGAGUUUGCCCCUAUGGGUCAAGUUUAUCUUGCACGCUUGCGCUCUCCAUUCUUCGGUCCGCCUUUCACCCACCCAUCAUUGGACGAUUCCCGUGACGGUGAAAUAGUUCGGGCGCAUCACAUCGGCGCAGCAUCUCCAAAAGAAGACCCUGAUCAUUAUGCACUGGCGGUCAUGGAUCUUAUGGAUCAAUACCGCUCGUUGCUAGAGAAACAUCCCCAAUGCCCUCUGAUUAUCAACUACCCUGGUUGGAUCUUUGGACAAGGAUUGGAGGUUGCAACUUGGCUGGUCAGAUCUCUCGGUCUCUCUGAUGUGGUAUAUAUGAGUGAAAAAGGCCCAUCAGAAGUUGUGGAUCCGUUAGGUCUGGCUGCCCGCGAAGCUCGAGUCCCCUUGACAAUCCUCCCCUCACAGCCCACUGAUUUCGUGAGCCGAUCAAGCGCUCAAUUGCGAGCGAUGCAAAUCCAGUCAUACUUCCAUAUGUCUCAUCCGAAUGAUCUCAGCACUUCCCUUUGGUCGGAUGUACCGCUAUCUCGCACGAGGCCUAUUACUGUGGACUAUGCUGGCGCACGACAAGGUAUUCUGGGCGUCAUGGUCAUGGGAUCCCAGGUCAGCCCCGAUUUACUGCACGAAACGCUUGAAGGCGCUAUCGUAGGAGUCGUGGCAGUUGAAUCGCCGAAAGCUAUCAUGGGUGGGAUGACAACAUCAGAGCCACCCAAUGACCAUGAAGAUCUUGACAUGGAUUCAGCAAACCCAGGCGCGGGUAAUCCAGCUUGUCUUUCCAUCGCUGACAGCAUUGUACGAACAUCCGAAGACCUUCCUUACCUCUUUGUUGGUUCCGGCAGUUGCACCCCAUUGGAUCCUAAAGCGUCAAACUGUCUUGGCCUGGCUUUGGUCCGCUCAAUUGAUACCUCUUCGUGCAAGCUUGAGCUCUCCACUCCUAUUCCCUCAUCUCACCUGGAAAAGGCCAUCGAGCAAGGCCAUGGCAUUGUACUGGUCCGCGGCCAGCUUGAUAACCCGAAUUGGGCUAUCAGUGAAGAAUACUACGCUGCUCGUGCGGCAGAGCGGCGCUACCAGCAAUCAACAUCUGGGCCGAGGAAAGCUGGAGACUCUGGCAUUGAACAGGCACACGAACUCGAUCCGGCUGAGCAUAAUCGAACGCUUGCAUUGCUGCGAGAGAGAGUCCGCCGGGCGAGCAAUGUGCCUUGGAUGACUGUUGUGGAAGAUAACAGUCGUCAUCAGCGUGAAGCUGCUGCACGACGAGAAAAGUCACUAUGGAAGCUGAGAAAGAAGGCAUAUCCUGGCAGCGAGAGCGAGGCGGACUACUAG
Penicillium hordei is the source of this 2454-nucleotide messenger RNA. RefSeq lists its product as uncharacterized. NCBI's taxonomy places the organism in Eukaryota, Fungi, Ascomycota, Eurotiomycetes, Eurotiales, Aspergillaceae. Gene Ontology annotation, cellular component: nucleus. Gene Ontology annotation, biological process: cleavage in ITS2 between 5.8S rRNA and LSU-rRNA of tricistronic rRNA transcript (SSU-rRNA, 5.8S rRNA, LSU-rRNA). The transcript has 4 exons. The coding region runs from base 1 to 2454 and encodes 817 amino acids. The record is from RefSeq and is a predicted model, not a curated record. Gene Ontology annotation, molecular function: polynucleotide 5'-hydroxyl-kinase activity.